AUGAGUCGGCAAAACCAAAUCCCAGAUGCGUGGGACCAGGACUGGGAGAGUAUUGCCGAUGCACCACAACCUUCGGAGCCGGUACCCGAGAAGAAGCUGUCCGCAAGAGCCGCAAAAGCCCAGCGUCGAGCGGAACAUGCUGAAUUCAACAGACAGCUAUGGGCCGAAGCUGAAGCACCACAAACCUUUCAUUUCCUAGAGUCUCGGUCUACCAUCCCAAUGAAGUCAGAAUAUAAAACACCUAUGAGAGUACUUGCGCGCAAACCCCAAAGCAAUAAAUCAGGUCUAGAAUCUGGAGUCCAGGGAUUAUCGAUAGGAGACCAGGGUCAGGUGGAUGACGAUGAUGAAGACUUUGAAAGAAAGCCCGGACAACUUACAUAUGAAGAGAGGGUUGCAAAGGCUCAAAAGGAGAGGGAAGAAAAACAACGCAAGUACGAGGAGGUUCGAGAAAGACUGUUUGGCAGUUCAACCCCAGGCUCAGGGGCAUCGUCUCCUGGUAACGUCACACCUCCGCGUCAGGGGCAGCAUCACCAAGGUGGAGAGGGUAAGAGAAGAGGGCGAAAUAACAGAUCUAGUACUGGGGGAAAUCGAGAAAGUAGAGAAAGAAGGGAAAGAGAAAAUUCCAACGCAUCUACAAAACCCGCAGGCCGUUUAUACGAUCCAAAUUAUGCUCCCAAAGCAAGUUCAAACUAUGUUCAGCGGAAGGAGAAAGAACAGGGUAAAGAGCCAUAUGCUUCUCUAUCGCAACAUCAGGUUCAGCCGCAGUUGCCGUCUCAAUAUACUCAGCCCCAGAUGCCCAUCAGGAGUCCCAGGGGGCCAGACCCGAGUGGGAGAGGCGGAUUCGGCGGCUUCCCCUCACGAGGUGGAAGAGGUGGAUGA
Molecule: messenger RNA, 879 nt
Organism: Microsporum canis CBS 113480
Lineage: Eukaryota; Fungi; Ascomycota; Eurotiomycetes; Onygenales; Arthrodermataceae
Exons: 3
Coding region: 1-879 (292 amino acids)
Source: RefSeq, a predicted model, not a curated record